Messenger RNA from Sporisorium graminicola, 1485 nucleotides. RefSeq lists its product as uncharacterized. The transcript has a single exon. Lineage: Eukaryota; Fungi; Basidiomycota; Ustilaginomycetes; Ustilaginales; Ustilaginaceae. The record is from RefSeq and is a predicted model, not a curated record. The coding region runs from base 1 to 1485 and encodes 494 amino acids.
AUGUACAACGGCAUCGGUCUCAAGACCGCUCGAGGCACAGGUACCAACGGCUACGUUCAACGCAACCUCUCCAACUUUAAACCACGAGACAACCCCUUCAACAAGCAAAAGGGAGCAGGUGGUCCUAGCUCAUUCGGAUCCGAUGUUCGCCACACGCAACCCGAUGCAGCCAUCCUGGAGCACGAGCGCAAGCGCAAGGUAGAGGUCAAGUGCAUGGAGCUCCGAGUGCAGCUCGAAGACGAUGAUGUGCCCGAGGACGAGAUCGAGCUGCAGGUUUCAGCGCUUCGCGAGAAGCUCGCCGCACAGUCUGAACAGCAGAAGGAGCAAGAGGCUGCAGCCGCGGCUGCAUCGUACUCGAGACAGCAGGCGGCUCGACUGAAUCCCGGUGAGACGCACAAGCGCCUUGAAGCCAAACAGCACGACGACCAUCGCUUUGCCUCUGCUGUCGGCGUCGAGAGCGGAUAUCGUGAAGGUGACGCGUUCAAUCGCGAGCUGCAGGAGCGCAAGAGGCAGGAACGCAUCGAAGAGAGACGCAAAGCAGACGAACAAAGGAGGCUCGAUUGGGAGCGGAAGAAGGAGCUGCAGAAGCAGGCAGGCAAAGAUCGACAGCAGGAGCGUGAACGUGUCGAACGUGCACGAUCGAGUCGAGACGAUGGAUGGUCAAGUCGUGCACGCAAGACCUCGCCGGAUCAUCGUCGAGGCCCUGGCAGCCGCUCGGAUGAUGACAGCGGUCGAUCUCUCUCAAGGUCGCCGUCUCCACGAGCCAAGAAGAGAGGCAAGUACGGCGGCUCUGCAUCCGACAGUGACUCGCACUCUUCCACUUCAGACAGGCGCGAUGCUCGUCGCAGCCCCCGCCGCAGUGUAGCCUCAGGUAAGGCAAAGGACGUCUCGCGAGAUGCUGAACGAGGCAGGAAACGAACGCGCUCGCCCUCCUACUCGGAUUCUCGAUCGGGCUCUUCGCGCUCAUACUCUCGUUCACCGUCACCCUCGCGCUCUCGAUCGCGUUCCCCCAUCCCACGUCAUCGUCGUCGUCUGAGCCGGUCCACCUCCGGAUCACCGUCCCGCUCACGCUCACGGUCCCCGUCCAGAUCUUCGUAUUCAUCCCGCAGUCCGAGCCCGCGCCGCAACCGCAUCCGUAAUCGAUCGAGGAGCAGGAGUCGUAGCGUCAGUCGCAGCGCAAGUCCGCGCAGGGGAAGAUCACGAUCCAUCACACCGCUGUCGUACUCUUCGCGCUCGGUAUCGAGGAGUCGGAGUCGGAGUCGCUCACCUGUUGCGCGCCCGAGCCGGCGCAGGUCGAGGUCGAGGUCGAGAUCGUCCGAUUCGACGUCUUCGCGGUCGCCGGCGAGGGAUGAGCGUCGCGACCCGCAAAGGCGCCAAAGAGACGCCUUCUCCCCACGCCUCGCCUCGCAAUCCCGCUCUCCAAAACCCCCCGGUCCGCCACCGGUCAAACCCGGCCCCCCGCCGCCUCGACCACCCGGCCUCUAA